Messenger RNA from Diversispora eburnea, 521 nucleotides. The record is from the annotation of a GenBank genome assembly. Lineage: Eukaryota; Fungi; Glomeromycota; Glomeromycetes; Diversisporales; Diversisporaceae.
CUACGAAAUCGACUGCUUUUGAUAUCCCAAGCAUUUUUAGUAAUCUUCUCAUUAAUAAUGAGGCAUGGGAAUUAAUCGGUCCUUUAAUGGAAAGUGUUCUUCCAACUUAUGUAACUGCAUCCGAAUCAUAUCCAGCAGUGCAUGCAAUGCUCUCGGGCAAUCUGGAAGCUUUCAGUGAAGCCAUGUUUUUGAGAGGAGCAUUGAUGGAUGCAGGAAUUGCUCAAGCUUUUAAAACUAAGAUUGGAACUGAAUUCACUAGAGAACAGCUCCAAAGCGUUAUUGCGAACAAUUUAUCUGGCCUAGAUGUGGCGGCAGUAAGAAGUGGCAUCGCCAAAUCAACAGAUGCGAUUUGGUAUGGGGUUGAAGUAGGAGGAGAGACAGUGACGGUAUCGACGGAAACAAUAGUAGCCGAGUCGCUGGCAAUAACAGCUGUUGAAGGCGCAGCUGCGGUUGAAACAGCUGUUGUUGGAUUUACGGCGGAAGAAGCGAUAGGGAUAAUCAUAGCAAUUUUACUCAUCUAA